Microstroma glucosiphilum is the source of this 1851-nucleotide messenger RNA. RefSeq lists its product as hypothetical. The coding region runs from base 1 to 1851 and encodes 616 amino acids. Gene Ontology annotation, molecular function: transmembrane transporter activity. The record is from RefSeq and is a predicted model, not a curated record. Gene Ontology annotation, biological process: transmembrane transport. Lineage: Eukaryota; Fungi; Basidiomycota; Exobasidiomycetes; Microstromatales; Microstromataceae. The transcript is spliced from 3 exons.
AUGGCCAAGCACCUUGCCUAUGAAGUAGAGUUGCCAGGCAGAGCGCCUCAUGAAGGGGCCGACACCGCCAGCAAAACGUCUGCAAAUGGCCAUGACGGCUCAGAAGGCACGCCUACCAAAGAUGUUGUCGAGUUCAAUCCAGCCGGUAUCAACCGUAUCGAGGCCUUCUACGCCGUCUUUGGAAGAUCGUGGCUGCUCUGGAGCUUCUGGGGUACCUUUACGCUGUGGAACUUUGCCUACGCUCUCAGUAGCGAUACUACCUCUACCUACCUCACCUUCGCCGAGUCUUCCUUUAGUGCUCUGGAUCUCCUUGCAACGAUUGCCGUCGUCUCUUCCAUUGUGUCUGCUGUAUCCCAGCCUUUCUGGGCAAAGUGGGCUGACCUUUGGUCCAGGCACUGGGCUCUCCUAGGAUCUCUCAUCCUCUACACUGUGGGGUAUGCAGCUACUGCAGGAGCGGAUAAUGCGUCGACCCUCGCCGCUGGACAAGUCUUGUACAGUGCCGGGAACGCAGGGCUGAGCUUUAUGUUGACACUCAUAGUCGGCGAUCUGACAUCGUUGAGAUGGAGAGGACUGGUAAAUGGCGUAUUGUCGUUUUCGUAUGUGCCCUUUGCUUUCCUAGCUGGAAACAUCACCUCCGGAAUCGAGCUAACGAAUUGGAGAUGGGGAUACGGAAUGUUCUGCAUCAUCAUGCCCGUAUGUGUAGCCCCUAUCAUUCUCAUGCUCCUUUGGGCCGAUCGUAAAGCCAGGAGAGCUGGAGGUGAGUCUUCCCUCUCAUCGAUUUUCGACGCUGCGCAAGUUGUUGCUGACCGUAGCUAUGGCAAUCUGUAUCUGAUAAGAACUGUCAUUUCUUCUACUGAUGCCAUCGGUCUUCUACUUUUGGGCUUUUCGUUCGCCUUGCUGCUCUCCCCACCAACCCUUGAAGCUGGGGCCUCUGGAGGUUGGGACAACCCUUCUAUGAUCGCAAUGUUUGUCACCGGAGGUGUCCUCUUCAUCGCCUUCUGUCUCUGGGAGUGGAAGAUAGCUGCUCACCCGAUCAUGCCCCUGCGGGUCCUCAACAGGACGUUCCUCCUAUGUCUAGGCAUCGACUUUUUCUACUACCUCACGGGGUACCUCACCGACGUCUACUGGUCCUCUUGGCUAUACGUAGUGACUGAUUACUCCACCAAGGACUACACGUACAUGACUGAGAUCGAGACGGUGACACUCUGCAUCUUUGGUCUCCUUGCUGGAAUCGUUCAGGCCUACACGGGCAGGUACAAGUACCUCCAGGUUGGAGGACUCGCUGUACGCUGCAUCGGCUCGGGUAUCAACUACUACCAGACGUAUGGACAUACAAGUACCGUCGUCAUCUUCUUUGCCAAGUUUCUGCUGUGCGCAGGAGGAGGCAUCUCUGUAGUGGGAAGUCAAGUCGCUUCUCAAGGAUCUGUCAAACACAAGGAUCUAGCAGUGGCCAUUGCCGUUCUUGCUCUUUGGACCUCCAUUGGAGGGGCCAUUGGGGAAGCUGCCAGUGGAGCCAUUUGGGACAAGCAGCUCCCACUUCAAUUGGCAAAGUACGUCCCAAGCCUCAGCGCCGAUCAAAUUGCCUCGAUUGCAGCAGACGUCACUGCCGCACAGGCUGCAGAGCCCAGAGCUCAGAUCAUCGAAGCCUACAAUGCUACUUAUAGAGCGCUCAGUCUUCCCGCUCUGAUCCUCGUCUUUGUCCCACUGGUCAUGGCCUGCUUCACCUCCAACUACCGACUCGACGCAAGACAGAAUGUUUGUGAAGACGUCGUUGUGGAGCCCCGCUCUCAGGGCGAGGUGGAUGCGGAGCUUAGGGAGAUCGAACAAGCAAAGGCGAUAGAGAAAGCUUAG